GAGACGUGGCCUUUUCCGUGAAAGCAGUGUCCCAGGUCUCUGGACACAGGGCCAGGAGUCCCAACUGGAGAAGACUAACAACAGGCGGUAUGGGGGCCUGGGGAAAGCCGGGGGCCAGGCUGCUGCAGAGGGGCCGUGUGCUCCGUGUUGGGGAGACUGCAGCGUAGAGAAGCAAUGAUGGUUGGCACUCGGGGAGCCAGGCAGGUUACAAAGCACCCCACAGUGCAUCGCCUGGUUCGUCUACAGUGACCCUGCAGCAGCUUGUUCACAGCCGUGUCCCUGACGCGGCUGGGACACAAUUCCUGGGUAACCUUCAAUUCAGCAAGCCCUGGGAGAACCCACCGGUGCCUGGACUAGGGGAGGUGGCGCCUCCCCCAGAAACUACAAGGGCUCAGCGUUUUUCUCAACAAAGCCCUCGUUCAUCAACGAUGGAAAUGGAGCAAGAAAAAGUCAACAUGAGGAAGGGGCUGAGUGCAGACGCGGCCUCGUACCGCUGCUCCGCGUGUCGUGGGGAUGAGGACGGGGUGCUCGGCGCCCCCAUCAGGGGUCGGGCCAAGUCCCGCAGCCUGUCUGCCUCGCCUGCCCUGGCGAGCACCAAGGAGUUCAGGAGGACUCGCUCUCUGCACGGGCCGUGCCCAGUGACCACGUUUGGACCAAAGGCCUGCGUGCUGCAGAACCCCCAGACCAUCAUGCACAUCCAGGACCCUGCCAGCCAGCGGUUGACGUGGAACAAGUGCCCAAAGAGUGUCCUCGUCAUCAAGAAGAUCCGAGAUGCCAGCCUGCUGCAGCCCUUCAAGGAGCUGUGCAUGUACCUGAUGGAGGAGAACAACAUGGUCGUGUAUGUGGAGAAGAAGGUUCUGGAAGACCCCGCCAUCGUGGGCGACGACAGCUUCGGACCCGUGAAGAGGAAGUUCUGCACCUUCAGAGAAGACUAUGAUGACAUUUCCAACCAGAUCGAUUUCAUCAUAUGCCUCGGGGGGGACGGGACCCUGCUCUACGCCUCCUCGCUCUUCCAGGGCAGCGUGCCCCCGGUUAUGGCGUUCCACCUGGGCUCCCUGGGCUUCCUGACCCCCUUCAACUUCGAGAACUUUCAGACCCAAGUUACGCAGGUGAUACAGGGGAACGCAGCUGUGGUCCUCCGGAGCCGGCUGAAGGUCAGGGUCGUGAAGGAGCUCAGAGGGGAGAAGGUGGCCGUCCCCAACGGGCUGGGUGAGAACGGGCUGCUGGCUGCACACCUGGACGUGGAGGUCGGCAAGCAGGUCAUGCAGUACCAGGUCUUGAACGAGGUGGUGAUUGACAGAGGCCCCUCCUCCUACCUGUCCAACGUGGACGUCUACCUGGACGGGCACCUCAUCACCACUGUGCAGGGCGAUGGUGUGAUCGUGUCCACCCCGACGGGCAGCACAGCAUACGCAGCCGCAGCCGGGGCCUCCAUGAUCCACCCCAACGUGCCAGCCAUCAUGAUCACGCCCAUCUGCCCCCACUCGCUGUCAUUCCGGCCCAUUGUGGUCCCGGCAGGGGUUGAGCUGAAGAUCAUGCUGUCCCCAGAAGCCAGGAACACGGCCUGGGUGUCCUUCGAUGGACGAAAGAGACAGGAGAUCCGCCAUGGAGACAGCAUCAGCAUCACUACCUCCUGCUACCCGCUGCCCUCCAUCUGCGUGCGGGACCCUGUGAGCGACUGGUUCGGGAGCCUGGCCCAGUGUCUGCACUGGAACGUGAGGAAGAGACAGGCCCACUUUGCCGAGGACGAGGACGAGGACGCGGACGCAGAGGACGGGGAGGGCUAGGCCGCGCUGCUGCGGCCGCGCUCAGGCCCCCCGAGCGCCCUGCCUCCUGCCAUUACUGCCUCCUGCCCACGCCCCCUCCCGGAGCACGCCGGCCUGAAGGGUCACGGCCGUGCGGGCAUCCGGUGUCACUUCUCCUGCCUGUAGCCAGAGAGCGAGCCUGGAACCUGCCUUUUCUUGACCAAAUCAGCCGUUUUUAACAUUUUAAAUCUGACUUCUUUUUGCGUUUCUAAGUAAGCCGAACGGAGGCCGAGCUCUGAUGCCAGCACCGCGCCCCCGUCUUGUCAGUCAGAGUCUGUCCCCAGGGCAGGGCUGCGCGUGGCACAGGCUACCUGUGACCCUCGUCAGGAAACUCCACGAACCAGUCUGUUAAACUCAGAGGGGGUCAGGACGGAGAGAUCUUCCUUUAAUGUUGCAAAUAAAUGUCUCAGCCAGAGAUCUUCUUUCAGCCGCCACAGUUUCCCCUGCUUCUGCUCCUUUUCCUCUGAAGGUCCUGGAGGGGAGGCCUCCCCCAAGAGCAGGUAGGAGUUGGUUGGCAGCGUCCCUGCCCUUUGCUGGGGUCUGCACUGGGGCUGCCCACACCCUCCUGCCUCGGUCCCCGCCUGUCUCCGAGCCCUGCUUUGCUGUGUCAGGUGCUGCAGUGCGCCACACCGUGGCCCGUGAGCCAGGUGGCAGGUGGACCCACACACAUUCCUCACAAGUCAGGGUCCACCCUCUGCGCCCUGGAAGAGAUUUAAAUCCUGUGUAUACUUGUUAGAGAUUCUCAUGUAUGGGUUUUAUCAGGUGCACUGAAGAGUCCAGAGGAAAGGGGUUUGUACUGUCAUGAAGUGGAGUUUUGUGCCGUGUUUACAUGUGUUCUGUGUGACAUGUGCUGGGACCCUCUGUCCAGUCCGGCAUGGUCACCGUGGGUGGGGGUGAUGGUUCACACAGAGAAAUGGGUGACUUGGUAAGCUGUGGUCUUGUACACUUGUCACAAGAAGAUUGGGACAAAUAGGUUGGUGCAGAGAGCGGUGGUGGUGACAUUCAUGUUGGUUCUGUUCUUUGUCCCUGUGGGUCCUGGGGUGCUUGGAAACCGUCAUUCCAGUACUCACUCCUCCUUUGGCAGCCAGGGCCGGGUGGGGGUGGCGUGUGUGUGAGUGUGGGGUCCAUGGGCAGAGUCGAGGCUCAGUUUGCAUGUGGCUUUGCUCCCUCGCCCAGCAGGCACCCUAAAUAUGGGCCUGUUGAGUGACUGGUUUGUCUCUGUGUUUUCAUGUGCUCAUUUGGCGAGAAGGGAAGAGCUGUCCCCCCCGUCCCUGCCAUCCUGGGUCUCGCUUGUGCAGUGAUGGGUGGGGCUGUGCCUUGCCCAUUUGGAAGGUCCACACGGGCAGCCACCUUUGGAGUCUCCACUGUCCAUGCACAUCCAUCAAGCACUGUCCCCCACUCUUGCCUCUCUGGGUGCCUCGGUGGGCUGGCAGUUGCCUGGUGUUGGACUAGAGGCCGGUUCUCACCGCCAUCUGCCUGCCCACCGGCCUCCCUCUGGCUGAGGGGCCGACCCAGCCCGGCUUUAGGUCCAAAGAGCGGCGUUCAGAAUCCAGGUCACUUGUUCAGACAGAAAAGCAAGUGUCAGCCCUAAAGCAGCAUGAUGUUGGAAUGAUCUAGAAGGCUUUGGAUUUUUUGAAGCAAAUUCUUAAUGUUUCAUAUUGUUAAUAUCCUGAAAAUUUGUUAAAUGAUGUUGAAAGCCUUAUUACUAUUUUCAGAUCCUUUCAAUAAACAGACUUGUUAUAAAGUUG
Messenger RNA from Rhinolophus ferrumequinum (greater horseshoe bat), 3553 nucleotides. It is a transcript of the gene NADK, whose product is annotated as NAD kinase. Bases 429 to 1787 code for a protein of 452 amino acids. Lineage: Eukaryota; Metazoa; Chordata; Mammalia; Chiroptera; Rhinolophidae. Gene Ontology annotation, molecular function: NAD+ kinase activity. Gene Ontology annotation, biological process: NAD+ metabolic process; NADP+ biosynthetic process. The transcript has 12 exons. The record is from RefSeq and is a predicted model, not a curated record.